AAUCGUCGCCCUUGCACACGAUCUUGUCUGAUUCUUGCUCCUCUUGCUGAAUAUACUCUACAGAAGCUAUGCCUGGUAGAGAUGACGACUGGCUUGUGGCAGAUAGCGAAGAUGAAGAGACGUUGGCUCUCCCUGAGCGCUCCGUGAAUGCGACGGUGGCGCAACAACCAGCCCCUUCGCCAUCUACCUCAAGACCCAAACCCUCUACCUCCGCAGUCACUGCCUCUGCCCACGCACCGCAUGGCGCCAACACCGAAGCGAUUACACACAUACGAGAACAUACCUCUGCUGCUGCCUCUACCAGUUCUCCCUCAUCCUCAUCGACCAAAGCCUCUAGGCCUCGUCCUAAGUCAGCCUACAAAGGCGCCACAGCCCAGCAGCAUAUCGACUCAAACGCUCCUACCAGCGAUAGCAUUCCCAUCGAAACCCCUCCACCAGAAGCCGCACCGGAACCCGUGGUGGUGAACGGCCAUCGAAGUGGGCCAUCCACCCUGUCUCAGGAGAUGGGUAUCGGACUGGCGGGAAUGGCUAUAGACUAUUCGCAAGGCGUCUUAGAGGGCAUGGGUCUGGGACAGGAGGCCAUAGACUACUCCCAAGGAGUCGCCGAGCGAGCGAAGACGCGUGCUCGCAAAGCAUCCAAGAAGGCAGCCGCCCCUUCGCCUCCUCAGGACCCGGACGUUAUCGAGCUCACAUCAUCGGAAGACGAGAUUGCUAUUGUUCCCAGGAAACGUUCUCUGUCCCCGCCACCCGUCCCCAAGGGGAAAUCCAAGCCAAAGCCACGCCCCGUCAAACGCGCCAAGGUUGCACACGCCGAGGUUGCACACACCGACCCUCAUGCUGCCGAUACAUCGACUGAAUCCGGACGCCUCACGAUCCCUGUACUCAGUUCCAGCCUUCACUUACCCCCAUCCGAUCCAAUUCCUCCAUCUUCACAGCCGCAUGCGACUUCGCCUUUGCGCGGGGAGAUUCGGUCAGACUCUCCUGUACCUGGGCGGAAGAAGAGCUCCUCUUCUCGACAGAAGAAGCGCAAGCGGGCCGCGGUGGAGUCCGACGACGAGGACGAUCUAUUUCCAGAGAAACCUCCUGUGUCGAUGGACGUUGACAUAUCCAGGGAUAUGCUGCCACCACCGGUGCCAGAGGGCGCAGCAUCCUCGUCUUCCGCCGCUUUCCCCGACUCCAACUUGACGUCAGAGGCGUCGACAGCUGACGGUAAGAAGGCCAAGGCUGCACCGAAGAGAGGUCGGAAGAAGGCGUCUGACGCUACAACUGAGGCGGGUAACGAGCCGGUGAAGGAGAAGGCAAAGCCUAAGCCUAGAAAGAAAGGGAAGAAGGCCGCCGUAGAGGUCCUUAUCGACUCGCCGGCGAAACCAGGCUCGAAGUCUCGAGCUAAGGCUGGCCCCUCAGUCGCUAUGGACAUCGACCGCGACCAGCCUCAACCCCCGCAGCCAGACGUUCAGGACGAUUCCAUGACUCUCGACCAUCUUCCGCCACCAAAGGGGACCGAGACUCUUCAUGACAGCCCAUCGCUGUCGCCUGUCCCUGAUAACUUUGACGAGGUGCCUGCCGCGAAGAGUAAGAAGGGUCGUGCUGCUGAGUCGCGUAAAGGGAAAGGCAAGGCGGUUGAUGUUGAUGACGACGAAGAGGAAUUCACGGUCACGCUCAAGAAGAAGAGCGGCCGAGGAAGGGCAAGAGCUGUUGUGUCAGACGCAGAGGAAGACGAAGUCAUCAGACCGUCAAAGAAGGCGGCCACGGCGACGAAGAAGGACAAGGGUAAGGGCAAGUCAAAGGAGAACCAGCCGGAUGAGGAGCGCGGUACAAAAUCCAGCAGUCAGCAGUCGAAGGAUGAAACACCUCUACGUGCAAUGGAGAAUGUUCCCCACAGCCCCUCUCCAGUCGUCGUCGAAGACGAACCUGUCCAAGCGCCUUCGUCUCCCGCCACCGACAAACCGACUAAACCAACUACUCCGUCCACACCUGUGCCAGCCCAGCCCUCAUCGUCCGCCGCAUCUCAUGCCUCCAUGUCUCGCCGCUACACCAUCGGCCGUCAAUCAAAGUCAACCCCGAUGUCAGAAAUCAUCCGACGAGCCUCGUCCCAGCCCUCAUCUCCUUUUGCAAAGGCUAAGCCGUAUCACUCUCCCCUCGCAAAGACCUCGAAGUCGGCCCUCAAGAAUAUCGUGCCGCUGCAUUCGACGAGACCGAACCCCCCGCCACCGCCACCCCGGUUGCCGCCACCGAAGAAGUCGAAGAAAGAGUUGCAGAGGGAAGAGGCUUGGGAGUUGGAACUUGCAGAUGAGGUCAAAGGAUGGGAGGACUUGAGCGAGGCUCAGAGGAAGGUGCAUAUGCGGAGGAAGAGGGAGGCGUGGCUGGCUGCAGACGAGUGAAGAACCGACCGGAAAUUGAACGUCGAGCUUUGGAAGGAUUUGCGAUGGGAUUCGUGGGUACGAUAUUUGUAAGAGUUUGUGGAUGCAUGUACAGCCUUCUUGGCUCUCUUUUGGUCAGUGGAACUCGUUGUGUAUCGAAAUGUACUUCGGCCGGAAGGUCAUGCUACAUACAAAUGUAUUUAUUGGGUUGGAGGUGCCGAGGGCAAU
This is a messenger RNA of Stereum hirsutum FP-91666 SS1, 2588 nucleotides long. RefSeq lists its product as uncharacterized. The transcript has 3 exons. Lineage: Eukaryota; Fungi; Basidiomycota; Agaricomycetes; Russulales; Stereaceae. The coding region runs from base 69 to 2381 and encodes 770 amino acids. The record is from RefSeq and is a predicted model, not a curated record.